Messenger RNA from Alosa alosa (allis shad), 5798 nucleotides. It is a transcript of the gene gnptab, whose product is annotated as N-acetylglucosamine-1-phosphate transferase subunits alpha and beta. The transcript is spliced from 22 exons. The coding region runs from base 205 to 4050 and encodes 1281 amino acids. The record is from RefSeq and is a predicted model, not a curated record. Gene Ontology annotation, cellular component: Golgi apparatus. Lineage: Eukaryota; Metazoa; Chordata; Actinopteri; Clupeiformes; Clupeidae. Gene Ontology annotation, molecular function: UDP-N-acetylglucosamine-lysosomal-enzyme N-acetylglucosaminephosphotransferase activity; calcium ion binding. Gene Ontology annotation, biological process: carbohydrate phosphorylation; N-glycan processing to lysosome.
GGCAGCACGCAGCUAGACUAUUGAGCUAGACCCCAGUAAUGCAUCUGACAGUUUCGAAUUGUCAGGUGACAAAGACAUUUAGGGUCUAUUUCCUGUCCUGCGGUAUUUCUAUGUAAUUAUCUUUUUGUUUGUUCCAUUUUUAUUCACGGACCUUCUGUGUAUGUGAGUGUGUAGCUGAAAAGAUAUGGGCAGGAGCAGUAAGCCAUGGUAAUCAUCAAUUCAGUUCUCAAACUCCUGCAGCGACAGACUUAUACAUGUCUGUCCCAUCGCUAUGGACUCUACCUCUGUUUCGGAGGAAUAGUUCUUAUGAUCGUAUCCGCCUUUCAGUUCGGAGAGGUGGUUGUGGAGUGGAGCAGAGACCAGUACCAUGUACUCUUUGACUCUUAUAGGGAUAAUGUGGCAGGGAGAUCUUUCCAAACCAGGCUGUGUCUACCCAUGCCCAUCGACGUGGUGUACACCUGGGUGAACGGCACCGAUGCCGACCUGAUGAGGAACCUGAAGGCCGUCAGGGAGCGACUGGAGGAGGAGCAGAGGGCACUGCGAGAACGUCUGGGGAAGAAUGCCAGUGAACCCACAGAAGUUCCAAAGGAAGGAGAGCGUCUGGAGUGUCUGCUGUCCCACUGUAUCCUGGCGCCCAUCCUGGUCCUUGACCCGGCGUUGGCACCUAACGUCACGCUGAAGGAGAUACCCUCGCUCUCUCCCGCACUCUCCUCGGCCAAACAGCUUCUACCAGUGUCCAAGCCGCUCCACCCCUCCACCAGCGUGUCUGUGCUGGUCUUCCACUCUCAGAGCGAUGUGGAGAAGGCAUACGCUGAUGUGCCAAAGGAGCUCCCCAAACACUCUGUCUCCAGGGGAUACCUGACGACGGAUAAGGAGGCUCCUGGUCUGGUGCGUAUGCAGACGCUGGCCUACAUGAGUGGCUUCCCCGGCUCCUUUAAAGAGACGGAGCAACUCCGGGUCAAACUGCCCUCCGUGGUCACCUCCAAGAUGAAACAGUUGCAGCUAUACUCUGAGGCCAGUAUCGCCCUGUUGCAUCUGAACAGCGCUCAGGACUUCAGCGACUUGACCCAGCAGGCCAAGAAGAACCUGACUCUGGAUGGGAAAGAGCUGACCAUCAGCCCGGCCUACCUCUUCUGGGACCUCAGCGCCAUCACGCAGUCCAAGCAGGAUGAGGACGUUUCGGCGAGCCGCUUCGAGGAUAACGAAGAGCUCCGCUAUUCGCUGCGCUCCGUGGAGAAACACGCUCCCUGGGUGCGGCACAUCUUCAUCGUGACCAAUGGGCAGAUCCCGUCCUGGCUCAACCUGGACAACCCCCGCAUUUCUGUGGUUACACAUCAGGACAUCUUCCAGAACCAGAGCCACCUCCCCACCUUCAGUUCUCCUUCCAUCGAGACGCACCUCCACCGCAUCCCUGGCCUCUCGCAGAAGUUCAUCUACCUCAAUGACGACGUCAUGUUCGGGAAGGACGUCUGGCCCGACGACUUCUACAGCCACUCCAAGGGACAGAAGGUGUAUCUGACGUGGCCAGUUCCUAACUGUGCUGAGGGUUGCCCUGGCUCCUGGAUCAAAGAUGGCUACUGCGACAAAGCCUGCAACAACUCCGCAUGCGACUGGGACGGCGGGGACUGUCUGGGCACAGGCAGCAACAGCCGGUUCGUGGCGGGUGUGCCGGUGGGCCCGGGGGGUGCGGUCGCUGGGCAGCCCUGGCAGUUCCCCGGUGGGCUGGGUGGCAUCGGCGGGGUCACCUUCUGCAACCAGGGCUGCGCCAACUCCUGGCUGGCUGACAAAUUCUGCGACCAGGCCUGCAACGUGCUGUCCUGCAGCUUCGACGUGGGGGACUGCGGAGAAGAUCACUUUGAUGAGCUGUAUCGUGUUAACCUCAUGAGGAACCAGACACACUACUCUCUUCCCCAGGGGGAGAUCCGACCCUACUUUAGCUUCUCUGGACUGGCUCACCGCGUGUCUGAGGCCCAGGUGGGUGAUAACGUGGUGGUCCGCCACACCAGCGUGGCCAACAAGUGGAAGACCAUCCACCUGCUGCUGUUCCCCGGUCACAACGCUACACAGGUCCACUACAACAUCACCUUCCAGACCUCCGACGACAGCCACUUCGCCAUGGCUUUCUCCGUCUCCGUGGAUACGCGCGAGAUUCCCCGCGUCAACACUUCCGAAAGCGCGCGCGGCGGUGGCGGCAGCGACGAGAAGGCCAAGGAGGCCAAGCCCACCGCCCCGACUCCUGAGCCCGACGUGCAGUUUUCCGACAUCCCGGAGGACAAACGGGGUCCUAAAAUCAGGAAGAAGCCGGUCAGCCAGCCAGAGGUGGCUGUGGAGGUGCCUGCGCUAAAUAUCUCCCUCUUGCCAGUGGAAGUUCGGUACGAGCUUCACCUCCUGCAGGAGAAGCUGGACACUGGGGACAUCACUAUGAAGGGUUAUAACCUCACUAAGUCAACCCUCCUGGCGUCGUUCAAGGACCAGCCUCAGUACGCUCUCCAUGGCAACGGUGACAUCCCAGAACCCGCGCAGUCUGACGGCAAGCCACAGAGCAAACCCUAUAAAGACAUGGAGCCGGAGGAGAGAGAGGGCGGAGGAGAGGCGGAGAGGAAGGAUGAGCAGGAGGAGGAGAAGAAAGAAAGAGUGAAGAGAAACGAAGGAGAGGCGAAGGAGGGAACAGAGGAAGAGGAGGAAGAGAAGAGGAAGAGGGCAGGAGAAGGGGACAAAGAGACAGAGAAGAAACCUCAGGUGACCCUUGUUCCUAUUCCAAUCGAUGACAAGCCUCCAGACCGCUUAGUGGAAGGUGAGCGGUUGCCCACAGAGAAGCCACUGACAUCCAAACUGCUCAGCACUCUGAUGGGUUCCGUCGCUAAAGGGAAGGGAGAGCUGGGGAGAGAGGCGGCGGGAGACCAGGGUCCCCCCAUCGGCAGGAGGCUCCAGCACUAUGUCAACUCUGACCGAGGAUUCCUGCCGUGGGAGAGGAGGAAGUACUUCCAGGACCUGCUGGAGGAAGGGGAACGUCUGGAGGCGGAGCUGCAGUACGCUACAGACAGCGAUGCCAUCGGUCGGAAGCUGCAGGACACCUUCGCUGACUCCCUGCGCUACGUCAACAAGCUCCUGAAUGGCCAGUUUGGCUUUACAUCACGCAAAGUGCCCGCCCACAUGCCCCACAUGAUUGACCGGCUCAUCAUGCAGGAACUCCAAGAUGUCUUCCCUAAGGAGUUUGAUAAGACGUCGUCUCACCGCGUGCGUCACUCCGAGGACAUGCAGUUCGCCUUCUCCUACUUCUACUUCCUCAUGAGCGCCCUGCAGCACCUCAACGUCUCGCAGGUGUUCGACGAGAUCGACACCGACCACUCCGGCGUGCUGUCCGACCGCGAGAUCCGCACGCUGGCCACGCGCAUCCACGAGCUGCCCCUCAGCCUGCAGGACCUGACUGGUCUGGAACAGAUGCUGAUUAACUGCUCUAAGACCCUCCCCACAAACCUGACAGGCCUGCACCAGAUCAGCCCUACCCAGGAGGCAUACUACGACCCCAGCAUGCCUCCAGUCACCAAAGGCCUGGUGGUUAACUGCAAGCCCAUCACAGAGCGCAUCCACAAGGCCUUCAGGGACCAGAACAAGUACAAGUUCGAGAUCAUGGGCGAGGAGGAGAUUGCCUUUAAGAUGGUGCGCACUAACGUGUCUCACGUGGUGGGACAGCUGGACGAUAUCAGGAAGAACCCAAGGAAGUUCAUCUGUCUGAAUGACAACAUUGACCACAGCCAUAAGGACGCGGGGACUGUGAAGGCCGUCUUGAGGGACUUCUACGAGUCCAUGUUCCCUCUGCCCUCCCAGUUUGAGCUGCCCAGGGAGUACCGCAACCGCUUCCUCCACAUGCGUGAGCUACAGGAAUGGCGUGUGUACAGGGACAAACUGAAGUUCUGGACCCACUGUGUGUUGGUGACACUGGUCGUCUUCACCGUCAUGUCCUUCUUUGCUGAACAGUUGAUCCUCCUGAAGCGGCGCCUCUUCCCCAGACGACGGGUCAGCAAGGAAUCCACCUCGGAGCGUGUGUGAGGAGGUCACGGAGGAGAAAAGAACCACUUCUCCUUUUUCAUCUCUCCUCCCCUCAUCCUUCCCUUCCUUCCUCCCUCUCUGGCUCACUCCUCUCUCUCUCUCUCUCUCUCUCUCUCUCUCUCUCUGUGUCUUAAGAGAGGGGGAUUAGCUGGGUGAGGUUGGAGCAGGGGUCAGGUUUUUGAACGGAGUGAGGCGUGGACUUCAAAGGGCUUCUCCUCCAAGCCCUGAAGCGUAAAGACAUACAAGGUGACCUACACAGUAAUGGCAAGAAACAUGGUCUUCCCAGACUGCUGGGAUGCUGCAUGAAAAGGGGACGCGGGAAAGAAAUAUAUGAAUGAAUCAGCAACUGGAGAAAUCUUGACAUCAAAGUGGUAACCAGGAUUUACUGAGACACUAUGAUUCCAGUCCACCAGGGGGCACUAAUGAGACUCCAGUGAGCAAUACACACUCCCCCACCCCUAGUCUGUCGGUCUACUGUGUCGUUGUGAUCAAGAUGUUGGUGUCCUGUCCACCACACACUCAAGACAUCAACACUGGACACUGAAAUAGUAUUUCUUGUGAAUUGUUGGUUUCAUAUCAGUUAGAUGCUUACAACUGAACCCUGAUUUUGUGAAUGAGGAUCUUGGUCUCUGCCUCGUUUUGUAAGGCUUGAUUAUAUUAUAUUAGAAUGAUUAUUUUAAAUACAAAAGGCAGAGUGUGAGAACAUCUUGGUGGCUCACUGCAGGGUUUUUUUUAUUGUGUGUUUGUUGGUGCUUUUGUUUUGUUUGUUCUCUCGGACAUGAGUUUGUUUUGGCUGUUGCUUCAACCUAUCGUUUUCUUCUCAACAUUCCAGAAGAAGUGCCUUUUUGUAGACACAGACUAUUAGGCCGAUGCACUUUCUCUUACUCUCGAGUUGUGCUAAUAGGCCUGAUUUGUCGUGUAUAUGGUCCCUGCUUUGUUGAACAGGAACUGUGAGAUUGACUUCAAUGCUGGUCUUGAGGUUGUCAAAUCUUCCUCAAAUUCACACUUUGUAAGCAUCUGGGUUUUGAAAAAGAAAAGCACAUGAUUUGAAUGUUCCUGACAGAAAGGACAUGAUUUAAAACAAAACUCUCCCCUUCCUGAUUGCAAUGAUAUCAUAAAAGGCUACCAUAGUGACAGGGGUCAUAUGGGAGCUGAAGAGCUCAAGUCUAACAUUUUCUGUGUCUGUUUACUUUCACAACUAAUACAGUGUACAUAGAUACAGUCCAACAUAUUAAGAUCAUAUCUAUUUCUGAUGCUUUGGAAAUGUGAGAUUUGUCACAGGACAGCGUUUGUUUGAGCUUAUCAAAAACCUGCAUGUUUUGCAAGAGUUAAGCCCACCAAGAGGCUGUUUGUAUGCACGUGUAUGUGUGUGUGUGUGUGUGUUUGUUUGUGUGAGUGAGAGACAGAGAGAGCUUUUCUCUCAGGGAACUUAAUGAUAACAAAUUGCUUGUAUCUGAAAUUCAGAUUUCUACAGCUUGGGACUUAUCAGUGACUAAUGAUUUGUUCUGUGGAUUAAGUUUAUAAUAAUGUAAUGUGAUGGAUGUCAGGCUUUCUGUGUUAAGUUCGUGCCAUAAAAACCUUCAAGAGUGUAUUUUAAAUGUAUGGAUUGACCACACAAAUAUCCUUGAACUGACAACUGUCCACAAGUAAUAGCAUGGUCAAUGAUGCCCUGUUUGCCAAUCAGUUUUAACCAGUAAGAUGAAAACCUGAAAUUCGCUGGAAUUAAAAAGUAAAAUUGUAUUAAAAUA